This is a messenger RNA of Penicillium argentinense, 207 nucleotides long. RefSeq lists its product as uncharacterized. The coding region runs from base 1 to 207 and encodes 68 amino acids. The record is from RefSeq and is a predicted model, not a curated record. Lineage: Eukaryota; Fungi; Ascomycota; Eurotiomycetes; Eurotiales; Aspergillaceae. The transcript has a single exon.
AUGUGGCUCCUGACACGUCGUCGUGAAACGGGAAGCAACGAACGUCGUGGAUGUGCGGUGGACGGCGCAGUGAUGCUCGUUCUCAACUUCCCGGACCAUCGUGCAACCCCCUCUCCCAUCCCCUUCCCUUCUCCUCAUUCCGAGACCGUACGUGCAUCCAGAUGGACUUCUGGUCUUGCGACAGUCCGUGACCAACAAGCCCUGUGA